UGACAUUGAUUAUCACCAACAUAUUCUUUGUUUAUGGUCCCUUGGAUGCAGUUCUGAGCAAAGACAAAGUUCAUACAAGACUUUUCGGGUUUUAAAAACAAGAAAUCGCAUCUUCUUCAAUUUUAAAACAAAGACUUUGCAUCCUCUUGCAAAUUGUUUAUCAUUUUUUUUUAUUGAUCGAUAGAGGAAGAAAAUGAAUAUGGCUAUUCUUCAUCAGAGUCAUUGCAGCAUCAACUUCUCUUCCACUCAUCACUCUUCAUCACUUACCAAGAGAAGAUCUUCUCUUUCCUACAAAUACAAAUUCUCUGCAACAGGAAACAGGAUGGCUCUGUCAUCUUCUGAUGAUAAGGUUUUUGAUGUUGUGAUAGUGGGUGCUGGCAUCAUUGGUUUGAGUGUUGCUCGACAGUUUCUCAUGGAUUCGGACCUGUCAGUUGCUAUAGUUGAUAAAGGUCUUUCUUGUUCUGGUGCCACUGGCGCAGGACAGGGAUAUCUGUGGAUGACACACAAAACACCUGGGAGUCCUACAUGGGAUCUUUCUAUGAGAAGCCACCAACUUUGGACGACGAUGGCAGAUAACCUACAAGAGCAAGGCUUGGAUCCUAUGGUGGAGUUGGGAUGGAAAAAAACAGGGAGCUUAUUAGUCGGUAGAACUCGUGCAGAGUCAGACAUGCUAAAAGUGAGAGCAAAACAGCUUAGUGAGGCUGGGUUGAUAGCAGAGUACCUGUCUAGCAGUGAUUUAUCUAAACGGGAACCUGAUCUGUUGGUGGAUAAAGACACCUCGGCUGCAUUUCUACCAGAUGAUUGCCAAUUGGAUGCUCAUCGUACUGUUGCAUAUAUUGAAAAGGGUAACAGGAAUUUUGCAUCAAAAGGAAGAUAUGCAGAAUUUUAUGAUGAUCCAGUGAAAUGCUUCAUCAGGUCAGAAGAUAGCAAUGGAGGUGUCGAAGCAGUUCAGACUUCCAAAACUACGUUAUACAGCAAGAAGGCGAUUAUAGUUGCUGCUGGUUGUUGGACUGGUUCUUUAAUGAAAGAUUUGUUUAGAAAUUGGGGAAUGGAGUUUCAUGUUCCUGUGAGGCCUAGAAAGGGUCACUUGCUUGCGCUUCAGAAUUUCAAUUCUCUUCAAUUGAACCAUGGCCUAAUGGAAGCAGGUUAUGUUGAUCAUCCAUCUAUUUCUGGUUUGGAAUCAUCAGAUCAUGGACGGGACUUAUCUGUUUCAAUGACUGCAACAAUAGAUGCCGCAGGAAAUCUUCUUAUUGGGAGCAGCCGCGAAUUUGUUGGGUUCAACACUGAUUUGGAUGAGUCUGUUAUUAGUCACAUUUGGAAGCGUGUUGGAGAAUACUUCCCGAAAUUGAGAAGUCUUUCCCUUUCAGAUCUCAGCGAAAGUAGAAAAGUCCGAAUAGGAUUACGACCUUACAUGCCUGAUGGUAAGCCAGUGAUUGGGCCUGUGCCUGGCUUGUCAAAUGUUUAUCUUGCGGCUGGACAUGAAGGGGGUGGACUUUCAAUGGCUUUGGGGACUGCUGAAAUGGUUGUUGAUGUGGUGUUGGGCCGACCAGGAAAUGUCGAUAGCGCACCUUUUGUUGUUGAUCGAGGUGUUGAGUAAAUGCGAGCGAUUCAUGAGUACUGUAAGUAGUGGCCUAGGAUUUGAAAGCACACACAUGCUCGCUUGGAAUUAUCAUGCAUCAGUUCUUAGUGAGUUAUGUCCAUGUUGAAGUCUCUCUUUGUUCGACCAAAAAAGAAAAGUCUAUUUGUUUUGUGACUUGUUUUUCAGUGAAUUUGGUUCUCAUGUAAUCCCUUUCUUAUAUUAUCUUAACAGUGGCUUUUCUUUUUUGAGUAAUAAUCUUAUGAAAGAAUUGAUAAACCA
Molecule: messenger RNA, 1858 nt
Organism: Trifolium pratense (red clover)
Lineage: Eukaryota; Viridiplantae; Streptophyta; Magnoliopsida; Fabales; Fabaceae
Product: glycine oxidase
Exons: 9
Coding region: 194-1597 (467 amino acids)
Cellular component (GO): cytoplasm
Molecular function (GO): oxidoreductase activity
Source: RefSeq, a predicted model, not a curated record